AUUUUAUAAUACAGUGAAUAUUGAAUUUACAUUUUGACGGUUCUGUUCAAAAGUGAAAUCUUAAUUUUGCCGUUAUGUUCGCUAAUGCCUUUCAAAGCGGGUUUAUAUCAAUCUUUUAUAGUGUUGGUAGCGCACCAUUGUCCAUUUGGAAUAAAGAGGUAAAAAAUGGUCACAUAAGAAGAGUAGUAGAUGAAGAGGUGAAGUCUUUAGUUCUCGAAAUAGCAGGAACGAAUGUGGCCACAACAUACAUUACGUGCCCGCAAAAGCCCCGUGUGUCUUUAGCUAUAAAACUGCCGUUUCUCGUCAUGAUAAUAAAAAAUAUGAAGAAAUACUUCACGUUUGAGAUUCAAAUUUUGGACGAUAAGGACAUUCGUCGUCGGUUUCGUGUGUCUAAUUUCCAGUCAACAACAAAAGUCAGACCAUUCUGCACAACGAUGCCAAUUGGUUUGAGUGAUGGCUGGAAUCAAGUGCAGUUCAAUCUGGCGGAUUUUACCAAAAGAGCAUAUGGGUCAACUUAUUUAGAAACUGUCAGAGUUCAAGUACAUGCGAAUGUUAGAAUAAGACGCAUCUACUUCUCAGACACCCUUUAUAGCGAAGACGAAAUGCCGAAUGAAUUCAGACUAUUCCUUCCAACAGCUGCUACUAAGACCAAGGCAAGAGAGAAAGUAACGACAGUGUACUUCAUCGGGACUUGCCUACGGUAUGAUCUUUUAGGCAAGGUAGAAAAGAAAGCACCUGCAAAAGCCGCUGCCGCAGAAGAAGUUCCCUCUGGAGCACCACCUUCACCCGUUGAAACCACCGCUGAGGGUCCCUUACCAACUGCCGAAUCUCCUGAAGAACCGCCAGAAGCACCAAAGGCUGAAGGGGAAACCGUACAAGAAGAGGUCGCCCAAAAAGAGGAGGCUCCUACUGAAGAAGCUCCUGAAGGUGAAGAAAAGGGACCUGAUGGAGUCGCGCCAGAGGGUGAACUACCAGCAGAGGGCGAACCACCAGCAGAUGGUGAGGCUGCUCCACAAGCUGAAGAAGCAACCGAAGGCGAAGCACCUCCUGCAGAAGAAGCCCCAUCAGAACAAGAAGCAGCGGAGGCGCCACCGGAAUCAACUGAGCCAGCAGCUGAAGCAGCUCCACCAGAGGACCAUCCUGCGGAGGCACCUCCAGCUGAAGAAGCUCCUAAAGAGGAAUAGAUAUUCUCUCGAAUUGUUAUCUUAUAGAAAUCUAAGGGAGAUACCUAUAAAAACGGCAUAUGAUUCCAAAAAUGCAUCUUUUAAAUUAAUUGGUGAAUUCUAUAACAUUGCCUUGUUAAUCUCGAAGAUGAAUAUUUUUUAAAUGAAUUAUUGCAGACA
Molecule: messenger RNA, 1343 nt
Organism: Harmonia axyridis
Lineage: Eukaryota; Metazoa; Arthropoda; Insecta; Coleoptera; Coccinellidae
Product: cilia- and flagella-associated protein 20-like
Exons: 6
Coding region: 75-1184 (369 amino acids)
Biological process (GO): positive regulation of cell motility; regulation of cilium beat frequency involved in ciliary motility; cilium assembly
Cellular component (GO): ciliary basal body; motile cilium
Source: RefSeq, a predicted model, not a curated record